This is a messenger RNA of Belonocnema kinseyi, 535 nucleotides long. RefSeq lists its product as uncharacterized. Bases 6 to 407 code for a protein of 133 amino acids. Lineage: Eukaryota; Metazoa; Arthropoda; Insecta; Hymenoptera; Cynipidae. The transcript has 5 exons. The record is from RefSeq and is a predicted model, not a curated record.
AAAACAUGUGUUCAAACAAAACCUCUGUCGCAAGCAGAAUGAGGCUUUUUAUUUUUACACUGCCCUUCAUUUUUUUUAUAUUUCUUCAAUCUGUGGAAUCAAAUCCAUUGCCUGGAUGGUUACGAGGUCGCAAGUCAAAGAAUAAGUACAAACGCAUCGCACCUGAAUCAAUUGAAGAAUCGUUGUUAAAGCCAAAGUCACUGAAGCCAGUAGUUCUUAAUAAUGGUGAUGAGGUGUUUCGUAGAGGGAAGCUUAAGGCAAUAGUCUGGAACGGGCUAGUUUACACUUCAUUUUCAACUAAACUAAUCUAUUCAGAAAAACCUAAACAUCGUGAUAUAUUGAAGACUAAGGAUGGAGUUGAAAAAGCAGAAUACGAUGAACAUAAGGGGUGGAUCGGUUUUCUGUAGGCACAUGCAGUGGUGUUCGUACGCAAAUAUCUUUUGCACAUGCACUUCCGCGUCCAGCGGAAUGAAAUUAGGCUCCAGACGAUGAAAUAAUGAAGAAUCAUCGCUUACGCAAUUGGCCAAUGUCAUCU